Messenger RNA from Parnassius apollo (apollo), 1134 nucleotides. Lineage: Eukaryota; Metazoa; Arthropoda; Insecta; Lepidoptera; Papilionidae. The record is from the annotation of a GenBank genome assembly.
AUGCUACAGCGCGGUGGCAGUGUGCUGCGCGCACGGGCGGCGCGCGUGCUUGCGCGCUGUACUACGCGGCGCGGGGCGCGCGGCGCGCGUGGCGCGGGUGCCGUGCUGUCGCUGGAGGAGGUACUGGCGGAGGGCGCGCCGCCCCAGGCCCGCCCGCCGCCCUUCACCAAGCAGCAGCAGCGUGCGCUGCACGACGCCAUGUACUACGCGGCCGAGACCGACCACUUGGAUAUAACAUUAGAACUCCGUGCACUAGGAGUCCCGUGGUCGCUGCACGCGUGGACCCUUUCCUUGGCAGCUGCUGCUGAGGCCUCCCUUGACCAUGUUAUAGAUCAACUUCUACAAGACUUCUUGCAGGUAUGUCCAUCAGACGACAGCCACUACAGCAAGCAGUUCAUCUACGAAUGUCUUCCUCUGCUGUUUAAUAUACUUCGAUACAGCAAAAAGGAGGGCACGGUGCUGCUGCUGGCGGACAUCCUGUGCGCGUGCUACGGGCGCGAGCCGGCGCCGCGCGUGCACGAGCCGCCGCCCGACGCGCCCGCACCUGCGCGCGUCGACCCCUCCUACGUCAACAACCCUUCGCUCGCUGACGUCACCUUCCGGGUGGAGGGGCGGCUGUUCUACGGGCACAAGAUUGUGCUGGUGUCGGAGUCGCCGCGGCUGCGCGCCAUGCUGGCGCCGGCGCGCGCCGAGCCCGCCGCCGCCGCGCCGCCGCUCGUGCAAAUCAACGACAUACGCUACCACAUCUUCGAGCACGUGAUGCAGUACCUGUAUAGCGGCGGGUGCGCGGGGCUGACGGUAGCGGAUGGCGACGUGCUGGAGCUGCUGGCCGCCGCCGCGUUCUUCCAGCUGCUGCCGCUGCAGCGCCACUGCGAGGCGCGCGCCGCCGCCGCCGUGGAUCUGCACAAUCUCGUCUCCGUCUACAUACACGCCAAGGUCUAUGGCGCGACUCAACUGCUGGAGUACUGUCAAGGUUUCCUACUCCAGAACAUGGUUGCUUUACUUACGUACGACGAUUCCGUCAAGAGGCUACUAUUUGGCAAGCGGCUACCCGGACACAAUGUACUAGGAGCUCUCCUGACCACAUUACAAAAAAGGAUCGAAUCCAGAAAGAGCCAGUCAAAGAGUAGGUAG